This is a messenger RNA of Prunus avium (sweet cherry), 1686 nucleotides long. Its product is annotated as TMV resistance protein N-like. Gene Ontology annotation, molecular function: ATP hydrolysis activity; ADP binding. Gene Ontology annotation, biological process: defense response; signal transduction. The record is from RefSeq and is a predicted model, not a curated record. Lineage: Eukaryota; Viridiplantae; Streptophyta; Magnoliopsida; Rosales; Rosaceae.
UUCAGCCCUAUUUGUCAUGCAUAUAAGCUUAGUUCUUACUGUAUCGUUUUAUUAAGAAAGAAAAUCACAAUACAAAAUCAGAUAAGAUUCUCUCUGCUUCUUCUUCAAUUUUUCAAUGUUCUUCAAAUUCUUAUUGAGGUUUAUGGGGAGUUGGGUUACUCCCCCAUUGCCAAUUGAUUCUGGGGUGGAAACUCAACUUCCUUCAGAUCUACCCCCUACAACCACUCAACCAAUCUCUUCUUCUUCUUCUCCUUCUUCUUUCACUCAUGAUUCAUCAUGGACAUAUGAUGUGUUUUUGAGUUUUAGAGGUGAGGAUACACGUACCAAUUUUACAGAUCAUUUGUACAAGGCCUUGUGUGAUAAGGGCAUCUACACCUUCAUUGAUCGAGAGCUUACAAGAGGAGAAGAAAUAUCGCCAGCCCUUGUCAAAGCAAUUGAAGAAUCAAGAAUUUCUCUCAUUGUAUUCUCUGAAAACUAUGCAUCUUCGAGGUGGUGCUUGGAUGAACUUGUCAAGAUCCUUCAAUGUAAACAAUCAAACCAACAAAUAGUUUUCCUCAUCUUUUACAAGGUGGAUCCUUCGGAUGUGGGAAACCAAAAAAAUAGAUUUGGAGAUGCAUUUAGAGGCCUUAUUGAAAGGAAAUUCAAGAAUGACAAGGAGAAAGUGCUCAUAUGGAGGAAAGCUCUUAAAAAAGCAGCAAAAUUGUCUGGAUGGCAUUUCAAGGAGGGAGAGUAUGAAGCUACAUUUAUCAACAACAUUGUUGAUGAAAUCAUAAGCCGAGUACUGAGAUGCACAUAUUGGAAUGUGGCCAAGCACCCAGUUGGAAUUCAAUCUCAUGUACAAGAUGUGAAAAAGCUUUUAGAUGUUGGUGGGAAUGGUCGUCGCAUGGUUGGGAUAUGGGGGACAUCUGGAAUAGGCAAGACAACAAUUGCAAAAGCUAUAUGGAAUGCAAUUGCCCACGAAUUUCAAGGAGGUUGUUUCUUGCCAAAUGUUACAGAAGGAAGCUUAGUCCAGCUACAGGAGACUCUUCUCGAUAAGAUUCUAGGCAAAAAUUGGAAAAUUCAGAGUGUUGAUGAAGGAAUCGGUAUUAUAAAAGAACGGCUAAGGCAUAAAAAGAUUCUCUUAAUUCUUGACGAUGUGGACCAAUUGGAGCAGUUGGAAAAAUUGGCUGGAGAUGAUUGGUUUGGUGAGGGUAGUAGAGUAAUCAUUACUACAAAAAAUAGGAGAUUGCUUGAGAAUCGUGAAAUUGAGUUGAUAUAUGAGGUGAAGAAGUUAGAUUACAACCAAGCUCUUGAGCUUUUCAGUUGGCAUGCAUUCCGAAGAAGUGAACCUCCAGAAGAUUAUUUGGAACUCGCACAACGUGCAAUAGCUUUUGCUGAUGGCCUUCCACUAGCUCUAACAAUUUUAGGUUCUCAUCUUCGUGGUAUAGACAUAUGACGUUGGCAAGUUAUAUUAGAUGGUUACGAAGGAGAACCUUAUACCCAUAUUGAAAGAAUACUUCAAAAAAGUUAUGAUGCCUUGCAUCAUCUUUCAAAAGAAUAUUUUCUCGACAUUGCAUGUUUCUUCAAGGGUGAAUAUGAGGACUAUGUGCUACAAAUAGUACCCCAAAAAUUCAUUGAAGAAUUCGUUGACAAGGCAAUGAUAACUAUUGAAUGGGGUAGGAUUUUAAUGCACGACUUGCUAGCAAA